AUGAGGCGCCUACGAUGCCGGGGGCGGAAGGCAGGAUUCCUCCGCCAUGGCGGUGUAGCGCUGCCGUGUUGUCAGCGCCAGGCGGCGGGCCCGUCUCUUCCCGCUGCACAUCCAUUUUGCCGAGGCCUGGAUGGCCUAGGCGUAGAGUUGUUCCGAAGUCCAAGAGAGAAGACCAGUUUUAGCAGGGGUUGUCGUGAUGACCAGGAGAGUCGACCAAGUAGAGACAGCAGAGUUGAUCCUCCGGAAGAAGUAUCCAGUUGUAGAGUCGGGUCAGUCAGUAUCCAAGAGAGAUGUCCAAAUUCAAGCGGGGUGCAGCUGUAA
Messenger RNA from Gryllus bimaculatus (two-spotted cricket), 321 nucleotides. NCBI's taxonomy places the organism in Eukaryota, Metazoa, Arthropoda, Insecta, Orthoptera, Gryllidae. The record is from the annotation of a GenBank genome assembly.